This is a messenger RNA of Physeter macrocephalus (sperm whale), 1414 nucleotides long. RefSeq names its product sterile alpha motif domain-containing protein 1-like. NCBI's taxonomy places the organism in Eukaryota, Metazoa, Chordata, Mammalia, Artiodactyla, Physeteridae. The record is from RefSeq and is a predicted model, not a curated record. The transcript has 3 exons. Bases 1 to 1365 code for a protein of 454 amino acids.
AUGGCAGCUGCAACUGCGCUGCACAAAAGGGAGCGUCUAUCCCGAAGAGCCGCCGGCCUUCCGCGGACCCCGCGGCUCCGAGCGCUGGGGCAUCCUCCGAGGGGGCGAGGGCCGCGCGGGCCGGGGUCGAGCCCAGAAAAGCCUCAUUACCCAUUCGGCAGGCGGGGGACACUACCCAGAGCGCUUACACCCGAGACCCGGGUUCCAGCGGCCUCCGUGAGCCCCUCCCUGCCGCGCCCCCUCCUCUGCCGCGUGCCUGCGCGCGCGCGCCGGCCGCGUGUGAAAAAGGAGCGGACACACCUAACCUGCGCGCUCCCCGCACCCUGCCCCACCCCCAUCAGGCCGACUCUCUCCGGCCGACCCGGAUUCGCUCCCCCGGCCGAAAUUCCCCACCCCCACCACCGCCGCCGACGUCGGCGCCUCCGCCAGCCUUCGGAAAUUUCCGCCAGGAGACCCGGCGCUCGGCGAGGUUCGAAGACCCGCCGCCUCCUCCUCCGCCAGACCCGGCUUUAUGUCUGCGGCGCCGGGGCGCAUGCGCAGACGCCAUCUUCCCUCCUUCUCCUCAGCCAGCCCCCUCCCCCCGCCACCGCCGCCGCCUCCUCCAGCCGGCGGUCGCCCCUCCUCCGCCUGCGCUCGGGCGCUGGUCCCUCCUCUGCCGAUGCCGCGAGAGACCCGGGGAUACGGUGGAGCCGGAGAAAAGCACUAGUAACAACCACCACAGCCCCCUCUCCGCCCGCCGCCCUCCCUCGGCACCCACCCACUCACCCGCCCCGUUCGCCGACACCGACCAACCCCACCUCUCGUUCCUUUGAACGGCGUCGGCUGCAGUCGCUGCAGCAGCCCCUCUGGCCACCAACGCCGCCGAGAAAGGAGUCGCCGCCGCCGCCUGCGGCCCCCUCCGGCCCGGGCCGCGGGAGCAGCGGGGUGCGGACGAGCCGGCUGCGGAGGAAGAGGACGAGAGCGGCUCGCAUCGUCGGCGCUAGCGCACGUCCCGCCGCCCUCCGGGGAGGCUCGGGCGCUGGGCCCCUUCCUCCCCGAGGACGUGUGCCGAGCCGAGGCGCCUGCCCGGAGGGAGGAAAAUGCUCGGGCUCCAUGGCUGCCAGUGAUGGAGAGGUCCCUGGGCUCCCGCUGCCACCGCUGCCGCCGCGCCCCGGUCGUGCUCCGCGAGGACCCGGCGUCUCUGCGCGCCCGCCCGCGCCCCGUUGCUGGGCUCACCGUACCCGGCGCUCCGCCGCCGCCCCGCUUCGAGCCUCGCCGCGCCGGCCCCAGCCGCGGCCAGCGUUUCCUCACGGAGCAGCCGCCGCGAGCCCAGGGGGUUUGAAAGGCUCGCCCUCGAAGGCAGAAGCGGCCGGCGCCUUCAGCUGAGAAGGAGGAGGAGGAGGAGGAAUCGCGCCGGGCGGAGCGUCAGGUCCCG